CAAUGUUUCUCUUACGCCGCGCACAAGUGACGGAAGUUAGCUUCUAGCGACAUGCGCCAUUGAAAACAAACGUAGUAGGUACGGGCGGCGGGGCUACUGGUUUCUUUCAUUUUUGGCUAGCUUGUUGGAGUCGUUGUUUUACCUUUAAAAAGAGCGCGCGUUCACAUUUCUAAAUAAUGGAGACUAUUUUGGAGCAACAGCGUCGAUACCACGAAGAGAAUGAGCGGCUAAUGGACGCUAAGACUAAAGAAAUGUUACACAAGAAGUCCACGCUGCGGGAACAAAUUAAUUCAGACCAUCGAAUAAGGGCGAUGCUGGAUAGGUAUAUGGAUGUGAGCGCAAAUCUCAGAGACUCCUAUGAAGACAAAGAUGGAAUGAGGAGAGAUGAACUCGCCGCCAUCUCUGGACCAAACGAGUUUGCAGAGUUCUACAACAGACUGAAGCAGAUAAAGGAGUUUCACAGAAAGCACCCAAAUGAGAUUUCCGUUCCCAUGUCUGCAGAGUUUGAGGAGCUAAUGAAGGCCAGAGACAACCCCAGCGAGGAGGCUCAGAACAUGGUGGAGUUCACAGAUGAGGAGGGAUACGGCCGCUACCUGGACCUCCAUGACUGCUACCUGAAGUACAUCAAUUUAAAGGGAGCCGAGAAACUGGAGUACAUCGCUUACCUUUCUUCAUUCGACCAGCUUUUUGACAUUCCCAAGGACAGGAAAAAUGCUGAAUACAAAAAGUAUUUGGAGAUGCUGCUGGAGUACCUGCAGGACUACUCAGACCGGGUCAAACCUCUGCUGGACCACAACGAGCUCUAUGGAAAAGUGCUGUCAGACUUUGAGAAGAAAUGGGACAACGGUACCUUUCCAGGCUGGCCUAAAGAGACGAGUAGUGCUUUGACACAUGCUGGAGCUCAUCUGGACCUCUCUGCCUUCUCUUCUUGGGAGGAGUUGGCGUCUCUGGGUCUGGACAGAUUGAAGUCAGCUCUCAUGGCCCUGGGACUCAAGUGUGGAGGGACUCUGGAGGAGAGAGCUCAGAGACUCUUCAGCACUAAAGGCAAAUCCCUGGAAUCACUUGACCCAUCCCUGUUUGCCAAGAAUCCUAAAGCCAAAGGCCCUAAAAAAGACACGGAGCGCAACAAGGAAAUUGGCUUUCUGGAAGCUCAGGUCUAUGAAUACGUGGAGAUCCUUGGGGAACAGAGGCAGCUGACUCACGAGAACGUGCAGAGGAAGCAGGCCCGGACCGGAGAGGAGCGCGAGGAGGAGGAGGAAGAGCAGCUCAGUGAGAGCGAGAGCGAAGAUGAAGACAACGAGAUCAUCUACAACCCCAAGAACCUGCCGCUGGGCUGGGACGGCAAGCCGAUCCCAUACUGGCUCUAUAAACUCCACGGCCUGAACAUCAACUACAACUGCGAGAUCUGCGGCAACUACACUUACAGAGGACCCAAAGCCUUCCAGAGGCACUUUGCGGAGUGGAGGCACGCUCACGGUAUGCGCUGUCUGGGAAUCCCCAACACGGCCCACUUCGCCAACGUCACACAGAUCGAGGACGCCGUCUCUCUGUGGGCGAAGCUGAAGUCCCAGAAGGCGUUAGAGCGGUGGCAGCCAGACACAGAGGAAGAGUACGAGGACUCGAGCGGAAACGUGGUCAACAAGAAGACCUACGAGGAUCUGAAGAGACAGGGCUUGUUGUAGAUGGAAGACGACGUGACUCGAGUGUCGGAAAAAAAUGAAAAGGAGGUUAUAAGGAGCUUUGUUUUGAAGUUGACUAUGUUUUUUAUCCCAUAUUUGUUCAUGUGCCCUUUUAUUUGUAAGUAGUAACUUUUUACAGACCCUCCCUCCAUAGACUCUUUUCUCAGCAGACAUUUGACUCGGUGAGGACAGCGCAGGUGUGUUAAAGAUGCAUUCCAGGUUGUGUUUUCGUGCAUGCUGGUUCACUUUCUUUGUAGACUGGGGCACUUAAUGGAAAUGAGCUUCCAGCGAUACACCUGUGCCUUCAAAAUGCUGAGGAAAGGGUAUUUUCUGUAGUCUCAUAACUUUGUAACGUGGCGACCAGUGAUCAUAAUAAACUUAAUACGUUUGUCA
Messenger RNA from Mugil cephalus (flathead mullet), 2072 nucleotides. It is a transcript of the gene sf3a3, whose product is annotated as splicing factor 3a, subunit 3. Gene Ontology annotation, cellular component: nucleus; spliceosomal complex. Gene Ontology annotation, molecular function: RNA binding; zinc ion binding. Lineage: Eukaryota; Metazoa; Chordata; Actinopteri; Mugiliformes; Mugilidae. The coding region runs from base 177 to 1682 and encodes 501 amino acids. Gene Ontology annotation, biological process: mRNA splicing, via spliceosome. The transcript has 17 exons. The record is from RefSeq and is a predicted model, not a curated record.